Molecule: messenger RNA, 4433 nt
Organism: Leucoraja erinaceus (little skate)
Lineage: Eukaryota; Metazoa; Chordata; Chondrichthyes; Rajiformes; Rajidae
Gene: slc35h1
Product: solute carrier family 35 member C2
Exons: 9
Coding region: 395-1483 (362 amino acids)
Biological process (GO): UDP-glucose transmembrane transport
Cellular component (GO): endoplasmic reticulum-Golgi intermediate compartment; Golgi apparatus; cis-Golgi network
Molecular function (GO): antiporter activity
Source: RefSeq, a predicted model, not a curated record
GGAAGCAACGGCUAUCUUUGACCUCACCAACAUGGCGGACCACGGCGGACAACAUUCCUGGUUGGUUGAUUUACCAUUGCGAGAAAAUAAAAGAGAUUCUUGAUCCACCCCGACGAAUGUGCGUUUGUGGAGAGAAGCGGACGGACACCGUGCUUCGAAGCAAUAAUUUAGUGCUCAGGUGUAGGCGCCCAUAGUGCCGUUCGCGUCGCGGCGCUGGCUGGCGGGCGGGCGGGUGAGGGCGCUAAACGUGGCGCCGUGUCCCGGCAGACAUGGACAUGGCCAUGGACAGCAGGCAUCUGGCUGCUCUGGUACCUCCAGCAGCCUGGAGCUGCCGCUGACAGCAAUACACACUUGUCUGGAGAAGCAGCAGCAGCAGCACAGGCAGCAAGAGAGCAUGACUCAUUUUGAUCUGUACCUGUCCUUCAUAAAGAAAGCCUCGUUGACAGUUUUACUGGUGAUCUUUUACUACUGCUUCUCCAUCGGAAUCACCUUCUACAACAAGUGGGUGAUGAAGAGGUUUCAUUAUCCUAUCUUCAUGACGUUGGUUCACCUGGCGAUGACCUUUGUGCUCUCUGGAAUAAGCAGAACACUCGUCUCAUGGUAUACAGGGAAGCCACACAUUUGUCUGUCAUGGAAACCGUAUCUGAAGAGGGUUGCUGCCACAGCCCUGGCAACUGCAUUAGACAUUGGGCUGUCUAAUUGGAGCUUCAUGUUUAUCACUAUCUCACUGUAUACAAUGACAAAGUCGACUGCUGUCCUAUUUAUUUUAUUCUUUGCAAUCAUAUUCAAGCUAGAGAAAUUGAGAUCAUGGCUAUUAAUAGUUAUUGUGUUAAUAGCUGGAGGCCUCUUCAUGUUCACAUACAAGUCAACUCAGUUUAACACAAAAGGAUUUAUCCUGGUAUUGAUUGCAUCCUUCCUCGGUGGAAUACGAUGGACAUUGACACAGAUUCUUACCCAGAAGGCUGAUCUAGGUUUACAGAAUCCUAUUGACACCAUGUACCACCUCCAGCCUCUGAUGUUUAUUGGUCUCUUCCCGCUGUUUGUGUUCAAUGAAGGACUCAGCCUGUCUGCUUCAGAGAAGUUAUUUCGCUACCACGAGACCUCAGCUUUAUUAAAUAUGGUGUUUGUAUUGGCUGGAGGAGGAUUUCUAGCAUUUGGACUCUGCUUCUCUGAAUUCCUUUUGGUUGCCAAAACAUCCAGCCUGACCCUAUCCAUUGCGGGUAUUUUUAAGGAAGUCUGUGUCCUGAUCCUUGCGAGCCAUCUGAUGGGUGACCAGCUGACUCUUUUAAACUGGUUGGGAUUUGUAAUGUGCCUGUCUGGAAUAUCAUUACAUGUUGCACUUAAAGUAACUUAUUCAGAAGAUUCAUCCAAAGACACAAGGAUGGAGAAAAUCCAUGAUGUGGCUUUGAGUGAAGUUGCAACAGAGUUACUUCUAAGAAAUGGACAGGCAAAUGAGAGUGAAGAAGAUGAAGUUGUCCAUUAAUAUUUGAUAUCUUGCGUCUAUGUUGUCAACCAUUCCAAGUUUUUGCCUCCCAUGUUGUACAUGUGCUGUGCUAAGAUAUGUCUGUAUUAGCUUUAAACACUGUCGAUGUUUUCCUUGCAAUGAUUGGAACUAAUUAGAGAGGUGUCUAUUGCACUGAGAAUGGACAUCCCUCUGACCAAGAGCAGGGAUUGAGGUUACAGUGAAAAUAUCAAAUCCAUUUUAAUGCUGUUACUUUGCACAUUUUUGCAUCCAUUUGAAUGGUGGGGAAAUGUCUAUUCUUCAGUUAAGAUUUGGAUCAUCAAAUUUGGGUCCUUGGAGAGAAUAUUUUCAGCUAUACAACUCUGGGUGAAAUUACUGUUGAUUAAGAACUGUGGAUGGUGGUCAUAGCAACUUGUGGUGGAAGAUGUAUUGUACAGUGCUGAAACAGCAAUUUAUCUUUUUCUUAUAAUCAGAUUCUACUAAUUUAUUGAAUAAGCUUGGUGACGAGGUUGCCUUAAAUUGAAGUAUUUAUGUAUUACCUGUUGUCAAGAAAAAGGACUGAUUUAUGCAGACAGAAAAAUGAGGUAUGAACCUUGAUAUCAUGUGGGGAGGUAAUAGUUGUCUCAGUGGCACUCAAAUUUGAUUUGAUAUAUCACCUGAAUUAUCUUUAUCUGGAUUAACUCUUAAUUUGAGUUUAUCGCUGUAAUUUCUCAGGAGUAAUUUGCACCAUUUUUCAUGGGGAAAAUGAUACAAACUCGUCAGUUCACCACUUGAGUUAACAUUGUCUCUUUUCAGUUAAGAAAUUUGCCUUAAAUGCUGGAAUUUUAAACACUAACCCUUCCUCUACACAUUUCUCACUUUUUUCUUCUCGCUAUACCUUGGCACUUCAGUCUUUCUAUGACCUCCUCCUGUGUCUUUUUCUUGUAGCUGUAAGUUCUCUGACUUUAUAUUGAAAUAGCUGUGAAUUAUUUUACAUUCUAAUGUGGGUGAUUUUAAUUAACAACUUGAUGAAGUGGGACCAGUUGAGUCCCUGUCACAUGGGAGGCCUGGUCCCCCAAUACAACCCGUUCCCCAACGCAAUAUUCCACCACAUACACCUUCCCCCAACGCAACCCGUUCCCCCAACACAAUAUUCCACCACUCACCCAUAGCCAGCAACAGGGCAGGCGCGGCUUAUUCCCCUCAUUCCCCAGCACUCCCUCCCCCUCCUCUUCAUCCUCCCUCUUCUUUCCCCUCUCCUCCUCCCCUCCCCCAAUCCCUCCCUCCGUCUCCUUUCCCAAACUCUGUCACUCCCUCCAUACCUCUCCUCCCCCCCCACUCCUCACCUCCCCCAUUGCCCUCCUCUCCCUCAAUUCCCACUCUCUCUCCCACUUUCCCCACUCCCUACUCCCUCAUCUCCCUCAAUCCGCACUCCCUUUCACACAGAGAGUGGUGAAUCUCUGGAACUCUCUGCCACAGAAGGUAGUUGAGGCCAGUUCAUUGGCUAUAUUUAAUAGGGAGUGAGAUGUGGCCCUUGUGGCUAAAGGGAUCAGGGGGUAUGGCGAGAAGGUAGGUACGGGAUACUGCGUUGGAUGAUCAGCCAUGAUCAUAUUGAAUGGCGGUGCAGGCUCGAAGGGCCGAAUGGCCUACUCCUGCACCUAUGUUCUAUGUCUAUGUCCUCACCUUCCCAGGAUCUUGAGGUUGCAGUCGUCGGCCUCAGAGCCAGGCUCAGCGACCAGGCCUUGGGUCCUCGGCGCAGCAUCAGCCCGCUGCGCGGGCCCGGAUCAGCAGCAGCCGUAGGCCUCUGAGCCAGCCUCAGUGUCUAGGCCCCGGAUCGUCGGUGCCCACAGAUGCAGACCGAGCCCCAGCGCCAAGGCGGUGGAGCCGGCCUCGGUGCCCAGGUCCCGGAUCGUCGGUGUGGCCUCUCAUCUCCCCGCCCCCGGAGCCGGCUGCCGCAUCCGCCCGUAGUCACAGCCCCAGCCUCAGCGCCAAGGCGGCGGAUCCCAGCGGGUCCGGGCGGCAGAAUUUAAAAUGGAAGUCAUCUUUCGCCGUGGUGAAAAAAUGAUGCCGCUCUGAAUUUUGGAAAGGCCCCAACUGCGCAGGCGCGGCUGUGGACCCAUUGGGUGCCCUUUUCGACGCCCGUAAAGAUGCGCACAGGAACUCUCCCCCAACUGCAUAUGCGCGGGUGGGGGCGCUGUUUUAUUUUUUUAAACCUUAAUAACUUUUAAAAUAUACCAUUAAUCUGAACAAAACUUUUUUUCAUUUACAGCACAGGACAAUGGUGAGUAAGGUGGGCCAAAAAUCGUAGAGCUAUCCUGUACUGUUUAUGUGCAAAUAGAGAAACAUUGCAAACCUGCAGAUAACAAGAUGAGAGUUUUAGUUAAAUACUAGACUAAGUGCAGACCCGUUGGGUCUGCCCCCCCAACGCAACCGUUCCCUACCCGUAGCCCCCAAUUGCACUUUCCCUGCGUGUUGCAAUAGCAAUUUGCCCUCCCCCUCCUGUGAGGUCACUGCUAGCCGAGCCAUUGUGACAUCAUCAGUUGAAGAUGGUCGUUUUGAUUUUUUUAAACUUUAAUCAGUAAUAAGUCGAGAAAUAUAGCUUAAAAUGUUGUGAAGGUGAUCUCUGCCUAGAGGGGAAAAAUGUGAAUCAGAAUAUGUAAAACUCUUGUGAAAGUUGGCAUUUUUAAAGCUUUAAUUGCGAAUAAUGUGUCAAAUAUAGGAUGAAAUCUUCAGUGAGGCUGAUCACUGCUAGCAGAGCCAUUGUGACAUCAUCAGUUGAAGCUGGUCGUUUUAAUUUCAAAGUCUUUUGACUUUUUAGACUUUUAAUCAGUAAUGUCGAGAAUAAGUCGAGAAAUAAAGGUAAAAUGUUCAGAUAAGUUGAUCCCGACCUCGAGGGGAAACGUCAGUCGGAAUAUGUAAAAAUAUUAUCGUUACCGCGUAGUGUUUUUGCGAAGAUGUAAAGACAACCACAUAUAUAUAUAUAUAUAUAUAU